This is a messenger RNA of Rotaria sordida, 1092 nucleotides long. NCBI's taxonomy places the organism in Eukaryota, Metazoa, Rotifera, Eurotatoria, Philodinida, Philodinidae. The record is from the annotation of a GenBank genome assembly.
AUGUACGAACAUUCAAUUCAUACAUUAAACAAUGAUUAUUUUCAAGAACGUUCAAAUGAAUCUCCUCGAUUAGUUAAUGAAAUAGAUUUAGUUUCCGUACAAUCUAAUAAUCGAUCUUUGACAAAACGAUCUUGUUUCACAAUUCUUAACAAAUGGUUUAGAAAUGUUUAUCAAAGAAUAAAAUGUCUCGAUAAUGGAAAUAAUCAACAAUCUGAAGAAAUAACUGAUCAUCAACAAGUUGAACUCAAUGUCGGUAAACCUAGGCGAGACAACAAAAUAACAAAAGAUUUUCAACAGAAAAUACAGCGACAAAAUCUUUUUCCUUUUCAACGUCCAUAUCGAACUAUUAGAAUCAAGGAUAAAACUUCUGUAUCUAUAGCCUGUAAUGAUAAACAUAUAAUACUAAAGCAAAAACCUAAUUUAUGUUUAUUUGAUAAACAAUUAACACUUGUUAAAGAGAUACCAUGGAUCUAUGCUCAUGUUGAUAUUUGUUGGUCAUCAACACUUGAUCAAUUUAUUCUUAUUACAGAAAAAACUAUUUUCACUCUCGAUGAUAAUACAAUGAUACUUCAUCAAUGUCAGAUUGCUCCUAUUAACGACAGAGAAUGGUCAUCUGGAUCAUGUUCAGAUACUUCUUUGUAUUUAUCAACUGGAGAUAUGUCUACAUCUCUCUACGAAUAUACACUUCGACCAACAAUUGAAUUUGUUAGAGAAUGGCAAUUAUUAGCUUUAUACUCAAGAUAUGAAGGUAUUCUUACAUUUACUUGUGCGAAUGAAAAAAUUGCUCUUAUUAUCUCGAAUAUUCAUGCUUUUCAAAGACGCUUCGAAUUAUAUUCAUCAAUAACAUUCGAACGUUUAUGGUCUGUUCCACUCAAUACAGUUGCUCAUUGUUGUUCGAUAAAUAAUGAUCAAUGGAUUGUUAUGGAAUUAUUACAACCUCGUCUUUUACAUUUUUCAUCCGAUGGAAAAAUCUUGCAAGAAUACAAAAUCAAAACACCAACAUUGAAUAUUAUAUGGAAUGCAAUUCAAUUAGAUAAAGAUACUAUUGCUACAUUGACUAUGGACAGUCUCAAUCUACAUAAACUUUCAUAA